AGCAGGCGGUUGCGGCCUUAUUAACACUAAACGCCAUGGAAUGCAUGAAGAUGCUUCUGCUGAUACUGCCUCUCCUUUGGUCAUGUCUUUAUGCGGCCAAGUUGACAACUCUGCCCAAUGUAGACGAUUUAACCAAUUUUGAAGAGCGUUUGACCGUCAUGGAACAGGAGGUGUAUCGGCGACUGAACACGACGGAGCGCGUGCUUGGACAGUUUCUGACCGGGCGAAAUAACACAAGCCUUGCUGGUUUAGAUGUUCACGCUCUAAGAGCUGGCAUACUAGACGCACAGUUGAAACCAGUAAUAUUUUCUGCAUACAAGCAAUCGAGUGAAAGUGGAAUUAGUAAUCAUGUAACAAUAAGAUUUGAACGAACCUAUAUUAACCUUGGAAACCACUACCACACAGAGAAUGGUAUCUUCAUUGCCCCCGUCACAGGAGUAUAUUUGUUCCACUGGACCACAAUAAGCGGAAGUUCAGAUUUCUCUACCCAGCUGAUGGUUGAUGGAACCCCAAGAGCGUCAGCAUAUGUUCCUUACCCAGGUGGAGUAGAUUCUAGUUCAGCAAUGGCGAUUAUUGAGGUUAACAAGGAUGACCAUGUCUGGAUACAGAUCUAUGGGUCCUCGGAGUAUGUCUAUGGCGGUUCAACUAGUAUUGGGAAUUAUUACCAAUCGACGUUUUCUGGAAUCCUUCUGCAAACAUCUUAAUGUGUCGUCCUUUUGCACCAUAAUACAGUGUAGUUCAAUAAGUUUAUUGUACAUUCUGCAUGCUUAAUGCUCUUGGCAUUGUGAUGUUGAUUAAAACAUAAUGCAUUUUCUUUCUUUAUUAUUUGUACAAUGUAACCGUAGAACCAAUAUCUGGUGCACCUUUCUCAUAGAGUGAUUUUUGCAUUUGUAUUGUAUUUAAUAAAUCCAUGAAUGUAAUAAGUAACUAUGAAUUUUUUCAAAGUAAAUUGGAUUUUUUGAAACUGUGAAAACUUACACAAUAAAAACGAACAAUUUUAUUUUUUCAAGAGUCACAAAUAAGGAUUGGUGUGGCUCCCUCUUAUUAUUAAGGAUCAGGAGUUACAUUAUUUCGCCAAAGCAGAAUUCGUUACAGAAACGAAGCAACAGGAAUGGUGUGGAGGCAGGUGCAAGGCUGAUUUCUUUACUGAAUAAAUUAUUGUUUUGCUAUAGUAAAACAAUAAUAAAAGCUAUUAUCUCCACC
This is a messenger RNA of Magallana angulata, 1203 nucleotides long. RefSeq names its product cerebellin-1-like. Gene Ontology annotation, molecular function: protein binding. NCBI's taxonomy places the organism in Eukaryota, Metazoa, Mollusca, Bivalvia, Ostreida, Ostreidae. The record is from RefSeq and is a predicted model, not a curated record. The transcript is spliced from 2 exons. Bases 36 to 704 code for a protein of 222 amino acids.